Castor canadensis (American beaver) is the source of this 948-nucleotide messenger RNA. Its product is annotated as olfactory receptor 8B8-like. The record is from RefSeq and is a predicted model, not a curated record. NCBI's taxonomy places the organism in Eukaryota, Metazoa, Chordata, Mammalia, Rodentia, Castoridae. Gene Ontology annotation, biological process: G protein-coupled receptor signaling pathway. Gene Ontology annotation, molecular function: G protein-coupled receptor activity; olfactory receptor activity. Gene Ontology annotation, cellular component: membrane.
AUGUCCCAGGAAAGAAUGGCCUCAGGAAAUGACUCUUCAGUGACGGAGUUUAUCCUGCUGGGCUUAACACAACAGCCAGAGCUCCAGCUGCCUCUCUUCCUCCUCUUCUUGGGAAUCUAUGUGGUCUCUGCGGUGGGGAACCUGGGCUUGAUGGUUCUGAUUGGUCUGAAUCCUCACCUGCACACUCCCAUGUACUACUUUCUCUUCAACCUUUCCUUCACCGAUCUCUGCUACUCCUCUGUUAUAACCCCCCAAAUGCUGCAUGGAUUUGUAAAACAGAACAUCAUCUCUUAUGCUGAGUGCAUGGCUCAGCUCUUUUUCUUUGCUUUCUUUGUUAUUGAUGAAUGCUGCAUUUUGACAUCAAUGGCUUAUGACCGAUAUGUGGCCAUCUGUAAACCUCUGUUUUACAGGAUCACCAUAUCUCCCCAGGUCUGCCUCAUGCUGAUGGUCAGUGGGUAUGUGAUGGGGUUUGUGGGUGCCAUGGCCCAUACUGGAUCCAUGCUGAGGCUCACCUUUUGUGAUGGUAACAUCAUUAAUCAUUAUAUGUGUGACAUCCCUCCUCUCCUGAAGCUCUCUUGCACAAGCACCUCCAUUAAUGAGCUGGUCGUGUUUAUUGUAGUGGGCAUCGGUAUAAUAGUUCCCAGUGUUGCCAUUAUUGCUUCUUACACCCUGAUCCUCUCCAAUAUUCUCCAAAUCCAUUCUACAAAGGGUAGGUCCAAAGCCUUCAGUACCUGCAGCUCCCACAUGAUUGCUGUUUCACUUUUCUUUGGAUCAUCAGCUUCCAUAUAUUUUAAGCCAUCUCCUGUUGGGUCUCUGGAUCAAAAUAAAGUAUCUACAGUUUUUUAUACCAUUGUGGGGCCAAUGAUGAAUCCUUUUAUCUAUAGUUUGAGGAACAAAGAUGUUCAAGUAGCAUUGAAUAAGACUUUGAAUAAAAGGGUGUUCACCUAA